Bactrocera oleae (olive fruit fly) is the source of this 1378-nucleotide messenger RNA. RefSeq lists its product as uncharacterized. The record is from RefSeq and is a predicted model, not a curated record. Lineage: Eukaryota; Metazoa; Arthropoda; Insecta; Diptera; Tephritidae.
GAUAAAAAUCAUAUGUAUUGCAUAAAAAUCUCUUAUCGAUAUACUAUCUUCCGUCUCUAACGUUAUUUUAAUGGUUUGACAUCAAUUCUUUGCCAUUUAUUAAUUGUCUGAGUUUUGUCGAGACAAAUAUUCGAAAAUGACUUUAAAAUUAAACCGCGAUGAUACUAUUAAUUUGAUACGUAUUUAUGAACAGUAUGAAUGCCUUUGGAAUUGUAGAAAGGAAUCUUACAAAAAUUCGGUUUUAAAAGAGAGAGCAUGGAGCGAGAUUGCAAACUACUACGAAACAGAUGUGUACGAGAUGAAAAAGAAGAUUAAGUAUCUCCGCACAGCAUAUGUAGCCGAACUCAGAAAACUGGAGGAAUCGAAAAGAAAUUCCAUUAGUUCAACCGAAAUAUAUCAACCUAAAUUAUAUUAUUAUAAUGAUUUCAACUAUUUGAAUAGUACAAUACUGCUGAGAAAAACAAAGUUACUUGACGAUGACGAGGAUAACGGUGAUGAAAUAUGUAUAAAAAGAGAAGAUUCAUACGAUGAGUUAAGUAACGAUAACUGCGAAGGUUUACAAGAAAAUGGAGCUGUUUGGGAAAAAUGUGCACCCGAACUUUAUCUGGACGAGGACUUACAACAACAAGAAUUCAAAAAAAUAAGAUUGACAUCUCAUCCAAGUACAAAUUUUUCAACUUCUGCAAACGUUUCCACACUCAGUACGAAAGAUAACCAACAUAAACGUUACUCUAACAUGCCACUGGGAACAGAUGAUAUGUAUUUAGCUUUUGGAACUAGCAUAGGAUUACAACUUAGACAUCUGAAACCUGUUAAUGCAGCUAAAGCUAUGGCAAAAAUACAGGGAAUUCUCACUGAACUUGCUGUUUCAGAAGUAUAAUUAUCUUUUAAAAAUUUAGGGAUUUUAUAGUACGUAUUUUAGAAAUUAUACAAAAAAGUUUUGCCCAAACAGGAUGUAGCAUAGAUAAAAUAAAAUACUCGAUAAUUAUAAAGGAAGUAGUUUCCUAAUUUUUAUCAACAAGAUUGAUAGAUCGCAGUAUCUAUGUAUCACAGACAGUUAUUUCCCCCUUAAGUUUCAGUUUUGCUUUAAAAAACUCCAUUUUCCCAUGUAUAAAAUAUUUUUUUUUUUAUAUUUUGCAUUGAACAUAUAAUUUUUUAAGGAAUGUUUUAACGAAAAAACAAAAAUCAUUAAGACCUUUUUUGGAGAGCGUAAUUUCUCUAUUAGAAUAUCACUUUUUUCAAACUUGUAAGUUUACACGGAUAAGUUGAAAAUAAAGAGUUUGUUUACGUUGGAUCCUUUUUCAGAGAAAAAACUGAAAAUUCAGGAGCACAAAACAUCAACUUUCGGGAAUUAACGGACACUAAACCUAAACGUAAA